ACACUGACCUACAAUUUGAGUUUUGGCCUCUGGGAGGGACUAAAGCCACUGAAGAAGAAGAAAGUUGCGGCGCCAUAAAAAAGCUUCAGUUCAGUUGAAACCCUAACUAACAACCGCAUUAGCUAUGGCCUCCUCAUUAUGCCCGCCAUUUCCAUCGUCAUGCUCCACUUCUUCUUCCUCGUUGUCUCUGUCUUCUCGGCCUCGUUUCAUUCACAACCACACCUCCUGCAUCCCUGCUAGCAACAUCAUCAGGUGUGAGGUUAGCAAUUCACUAAAUGGGAAACCGUUGGUACCGGUUAUUAACGAUGGGGCGCUGUCGAAUUUCUUGCAAGUUGGACGCCCGAAUCAUACUCUUGUAAAUGGAAAGCUUAAACUUUUCUCCGGCACUGCAAAUUCCGAACUUUCUAAGGAAAUCGCGAGGUACAUGGGCCUUGAUCUCGGAAUGAUCGAUGUAAAACGGUUUGCAGAUGGUGAAAUUUAUGUUCAGCUGCAAGAAAGCGUGCGGGGGUGUGAUGUGUAUCUUGUGCAGCCCACCAGCCCUCCUGCUAACGAAAAUCUCAUGGAGCUUUUGGUAACUAUUGACGCUUGCAGACGAGCAUCUGCCAAAAAUAUCACAGCCGUCAUCCCGUACUUCGGUUACGCUAGAGCAGAUAGAAAAACUCAAGGGCGUGAAUCUAUAGCUGCAAAAGUAGUAGCAAACCUCAUAACACAAGCAGGUGCAGAUCGUGUUCUUGUUUGCGAUUUUCAUUCUGGGCAAUCAAUGGGUUAUUUCGAUAUUCCGGUAGACCACGUGUACUGUCAGCCUGUCAUUCUCGAUUAUCUUGCCAGCAAGUCGAUUUCGUCAAAUGAUUUGGUAGUUGUGUCACCUGAUGUUGGUGGCGUUGCUAGAGCACGUGCGUUUGCUAAAAAGCUAUCCGAUGCACCGUUGGCAAUCGUUGACAAAAGACGACAUGGACAUAAUGUAGCUGAGGUAAUGAAUCUGAUUGGUGAUGUCAAAGGAAAGGUUGCUGUGAUGUUGGAUGAUAUAAUUGACACUGCUGGCACGAUAUCUAAAGGUGCAGAAUUACUACAUGAAGAAGGAGCUCGGGAAGUAUAUGCGUGUUGCACUCACGGUGUAUUCAGCCCCCCUGCAAUCGAGAGGCUGUCAAGUGGUAUUUUUCAAGAAGUGAUUGUGACGAACACAAUCCCGUUAAAGGAACAACAUUAUUUCCCGCAGCUGACUGUUCUUUCGGUAGCGAAUCUUUUGGGUGAGACGAUAUGGCGCGUUCAUGGUGAUAGUUCUGUAAGUAGCAUCUUUACGUGAGUUCUGAGAAAACGUAGACACACAGACAGAUUUGUAGCCGGGAUUCAUUUUUUUUAAACUAGUUUCUGUGAUAAGCGAUUAAGCGGCCUUUUGUAACGUUAACGUUUACUUUUAACUGACUGCGCCAAGUUCGGCUGCAUAUUUCAUGGAAAUUUUUAUUCUUAUAAAAGAAAACUUUUGUUCA
Molecule: messenger RNA, 1487 nt
Organism: Helianthus annuus (common sunflower)
Lineage: Eukaryota; Viridiplantae; Streptophyta; Magnoliopsida; Asterales; Asteraceae
Product: ribose-phosphate pyrophosphokinase 1
Exons: 8
Coding region: 125-1303 (392 amino acids)
Biological process (GO): 5-phosphoribose 1-diphosphate biosynthetic process; purine nucleotide biosynthetic process
Cellular component (GO): cytoplasm; ribose phosphate diphosphokinase complex
Molecular function (GO): ribose phosphate diphosphokinase activity; magnesium ion binding
Source: RefSeq, a predicted model, not a curated record